AUGGACUCUUUCGAAACAAGUACUCAAUUUCAACAAAUGUUGAGGGCUUUGUCGCCUCAACAGCAAAACCUCUUGCGAGCUGCCCAUUUUGCUUUAAAGCACUCUGAAAACGAGGACUACCUUUAUUUUGCGAUUAUGGAUUCACUUGAUGAUCAAAAGGUUGAAUUGAACAUGAAAUCCACCAUCUUCCAAUAUAUUGAUGUCUUGAUACACGAAUCAUUUCAUAUCUCUCAGCAGACAAAUUCCCAUUACAAUUAUCCCUAUGUGCAUAACUUGAAAACUUCAUUACCAAAGAUACUAUUAAAGGUGCUACCAGCAUCCAGCAAUCCAAAUCUCAACAAUAUUUUCAAUAGUCUAUGCAAUAUUUCCGAAUCCCUUAACGUGAACUGCUCAGAGUAUAAAUCCCGCUAUAAGAAUAUAGAAUCAUUACUCUCCAAAGAGGAACUUGAGAGCAUAGAUAUGGAUGUUCGUUAUCCAGAAAUCAACUUGGACGAGAUUCAAAUCGACGCGACUGAUCCUGUCAUCCAAGCUUGGGAAAUUCUUCUUCAUAGAAGAAAGCAGAGUCACUAUGAGCGAAUUAGGCUUUUGAAAAACAAACCUUAUCGAGACGAUGAAAUUACAGAAUCUGAGAUGUUUUCCAUUCGACCUUCGAGAGUAGGUGACCCUUCCAAAAAAGUAAACGAGUUGAUGUUAUCAAAGAAACAAAUCCUUUCUCGAAUGGAGGAUGACAGAGAAACGCACAAAAAAUCUAAGGAAACGCUUUGGGUUGUCAAUAGACCGAGUGGUAAAAGUGCAUUAACAGAAGUAGAGUUUGCCAAUUAUUACUGGAAUAGAAGCGGCAACUAUUCUGAGAAGAUGAAAAAUGACUUCUUCACUGCAUUUGAUGAGUUAAAUAAAAUUGCAGCAGCUAGUUACAAGGAUCAGCAAUUCUAA
Molecule: messenger RNA, 933 nt
Organism: Clavispora lusitaniae ATCC 42720
Lineage: Eukaryota; Fungi; Ascomycota; Pichiomycetes; Serinales; Metschnikowiaceae
Biological process (GO): positive regulation of transcription by RNA polymerase I; positive regulation of DNA-templated transcription, elongation
Cellular component (GO): CTDK-1 complex
Source: RefSeq, a predicted model, not a curated record